This is a messenger RNA of Harpegnathos saltator (Jerdon's jumping ant), 7750 nucleotides long. It is a transcript of the gene SNF4Agamma, whose product is annotated as SNF4/AMP-activated protein kinase gamma subunit. Gene Ontology annotation, cellular component: nucleus; cytoplasm; nucleotide-activated protein kinase complex. The record is from RefSeq and is a predicted model, not a curated record. The transcript has 16 exons. Gene Ontology annotation, molecular function: protein kinase regulator activity; protein kinase binding; AMP binding. The coding region runs from base 1028 to 4579 and encodes 1183 amino acids. NCBI's taxonomy places the organism in Eukaryota, Metazoa, Arthropoda, Insecta, Hymenoptera, Formicidae. Gene Ontology annotation, biological process: regulation of catalytic activity; protein phosphorylation.
AGUGGCUGAGAGUGAAUGGUCGGCUCCGAGAGAGCCGAGUUCCCGUUUCUCUUGUCGCGCGGUGUCGGCCUCCUCGCCGCGCGAACGCCUCGUCAUCGGCUGGAGGAGGUGAAGGAGGUGGAGGAGGAAGAGGACGGAGACACGCGACAUGCUCGUUCCGCAAAAGGGUUAGAGGCUAUGGUGUUUUUCGAGUGCCGCGCCGCGUAACAGUAAUGCUCGAGUGAGAGAACGUGGCCUGCGAGAUUUACAUACGUCGCUGUUCCUCGCGGACGUUUCUCGUCGCCGCGCUUCAUCUCCGCCGCGGGAGGUCAAGUUCGCGCGAAUUCGCCGCCGAAGGACCCGGCGGCCGGUCGAUAUCGCCAGCGACGGGCAAACCGCCGGAAAAGACGACGGUCGCGCGGAGUCGCGCGACAGAGGGAAAGAGAGUGAGAGAGGGAGGAGAGGAGAGAGAGGCAGCCGGGAAAGCCACGCGGGAGAGACGCACACUGCUGCGGCUCGGAGUCGACGGCGCGUGCUGCCGAAAUCGCGCAGCGUCUCUUCGUCGUUUCGUGCUCAUCGCAAGCCGCGCGACCUAACCUCCUCCGCGUGCGCCGCGCUACGUGUGCGAAUCGAGCGCGAGUGCGAGAGAAUCGAUCGAUCGGCGGCGCGACGGGCCAGCCCGAAGCGACCGGUAUAUCAUUCUUGCAGUGAUUCGUGCUGAGAUAACGCGCCGCGGCGAACUUCCUGUCGUGCCGUUUUCUUGUAUUAUCAAACUGCCGGGAGUCCUGCCACCGCGCCGGUUGUCUAGAAGAAGAGAGAGAGAGAAAGAGAGAGAGGGAGAGAGAGAGAGAGAGAGAGCGCGAGGGAGGAAGGGAGGGAGGGAGAGUUACGCGCCUUCGCGACACACGAGAUAAGAGAGACGAGCGAGAUCGAUUUAUGAAUUGACGACGACGACGACGCUGCCGCCGCCGCCGCCGCCGCCGCCGCCGCUGUCGUGGAGGAUUCGUGGGUAGGAUUCGCGAUCACGCUCCGGAAUUAAGGUUCCCCGAUGGAGAGUUCCGGCGGCGAUAAGCAGAACGAAUCGGACGAGUGCGACGUGAGCAACGACAACAGGAAGCGGGAGGACGACACGACCGGGCAGAAGAAUGUGGAGCGGAAAAUGAAAGCGGAGGACGAGCGGGAGACCCCACGGAGGAAGAGCGCGAACCUGGACAAGCUGGAGAUCAGCGCGGACGGCAAGAUGAAGGAGCUAAAAACGUUGUCAUCGUCGGCCGACGACGAUGAGGUUGACGAGGAGGACGAGAAGAGCAAGGCGUCCGUAGGUGACGAGGAGGAGCGCAAGGACGAGACGAGGAGCGGCGGCAAGAAAGAGGAGGAGUCGUCCAGCGACUCCACGUCCACCAGCACCUCCGACGACGAGUCGGAGACGAGCUCGGAAGACAAGACCGAGCCGUCUAAGCCGACGGAGAAUACGACGACCACGACGACGACGACGACAGCGCAGGCGGAGAAGACCAAGGAUGAGUCGAAAGAGUGCAAAAAUGAGGACACCACGGACGACAGCGAUAUCGAGGACGACCUGGUCUCGGCGAUCAACUACAACACUAUCACCUCCCUGGCGGCGCUCAAGGACAUGCUGCAGUCCUCCGGGGAGGACUCGGACGGCGUCGACAGUUUCUUCCAGCACUACUUCCUGUCGCACGUCAACAGAUUGCCGUCGCGGAACCAGACACACAGUCCGUAUCCUUGGGGCAGGAGACUGUCGGAGUGCCGGGAAGAGGACGAAUACGAGACCGAGGAAGGGAAAAAUACCGACAACUCGAGCGUCGACAACAAGAGGGACGUGACGAAGACGUCGCAAGCCGAGAAGGCUGACAGCGUCUCCUCCAAGACGUCGAAAGCCUCGAGCCCGUCGCCUUCGGAGAAUUCCAGCUCGGAGAAGAUCGAUGAGAAGUCCAUGGUGACGUCCAGCGUCUCGGAAGCGAAACCACCAUCGCCGUUGUCAACCACGUCGACGGCGGCGACAACAACAACAACGACGAUGACGACGACGACGACGACGAUGACGACGACGACGACGACGAUGAUGACGACGACGACGACGACGACGACGACGACGACGUCGUCGUCGUUGUCGUCGUCGUCGUCGUCGAUGACAACCAGCACGACUUCGGUCGCGACGACGACGGUCGCGACGUCCGCGUCAACGGCUACGUCCUCCGGCAGGUUCACCACGUCGACGGUGACGUCGCCAACCUCCGCGACGAAGCCACCUCUGAGGAGGCGGCACACCACCGGCCCGGGCAUGACCUUCCCCGCUACCGAUCCUCCCACGUACUCCACCAGCAUGACCUUCUCGAGAACCAGCCCGCUGCCGAGUCCUCAUCUUGAUAAGAGAUUCUUCGACAGUAGUCUGAUCGAGAUGAAGAGCCAAGCGAGCAGCAGCAGCACUCUGGAUUACGACUCCACGGAGGAGGUGUGGGUGCGCAGGAUCGACUUUGUGCAAGAGCGGAAACGUCGGGAACUGGGUUCGCAACCGCUCCCGACGAUUGUCACCGAGGACACGGACAGCUCGAGCCAUGGUUCUCAAGGACACAGGCCUCGGGCAGAUACAUGGGGUUCACACUCCAAGUCGAUCAGGAAAUCGUCCUACGGAAGCGCCCCAAGUUCUGGAAAAUCGACGCCUCUGCCGCAGCCGGCGGAACCGUCGAGCUCGUCGAGUUCCGGCAAGGGCGGCCGAAAGGCUUCCGGCACUCGAUCCGGCUCGACCAGUCGCAGUAACAGUCGUAGUAAUAGCGCGGAACGCAGGAGAAGCGGCGGUGGUGCCGAUGACACCGCCAGCCCCACUAGGAAACCGGCGCUCUUUGAUGCUUUCAGACCGAGGAGCAAGUCGGACGCUAGCAAGAGGAAACCCAGUAUUAUAGCUAAUAUGAAAAGUGCCGUUCAGCAUUCCUUGCACAGAGGAUCGCACGGGAGCUCGUCGGUGGAUGUACAUAUAGAAAAGGAGCAUCACAAGGAGAGCCAGAAGGAGCAAAGAGACAGUAAGGAUUACCAGAGCGGCCGGCCCAGAGCUGGCUCCGAGAGCAGCAGGAAUCCUGUGAGCAAAGUCAUGGAUCUCAUUAGGCACAGGAGUCACAGUGCCUUGAGCGCGGAGGACAAGCGAAAAGCGAGAGCGGCGGUGCAGCAUCAGGCACAAGCGGCGCCACAAAGUGCAAUCAGGAGGAGUUCGUUGGAUCCCACGGCUCGAAGAUUAUCCCUCGGAGCACCCGCGAUACCUCACCGAGCGUCGGACGCUUGCCUGGAUCCAGUUCACGCUGCCAUACUCUUCAGGGAUGCACGCGGUCUGCCGGUGGUGGAUCCCUUCCUGGAGAAAGUCUCGCUUUCCGAUCUCGAGGAGGACGAGUCGCAGAUCUUCGUUAAGUUUUUCAAGUUUCACAAAUGCUACGACCUAAUACCAACCAGCGCGAAAUUAGUCGUCUUCGACACGCACCUACUAGUUAAAAAGGCCUUCUUCGCUCUCGUCUACAAUGGUGUGAGAGCCGCGCCGUUAUGGGACAGUUCUCGGCAGCAGUUUGUGGGCAUGUUAACCAUAACGGAUUUCAUAAAGAUACUUCAGAUGUAUUACACCAGUCCGUCGGUGACAAUGGACGAGUUGGAGGAGCACGAGCUGGAUACAUGGAGAAAGGUUCUGAAGGAUCAAGUUCGCCCUCUUGUGAGCAUCGGGCCGGACGCGUCGCUGUACGAGGCCAUCAGGACCUUGAUACAAAACAGAAUCCACCGAUUGCCUGUGAUAGAUCCCGAUACCGGAAACGUCCUUUAUAUCUUGACACAUAAACGAAUACUUAGGUUCCUUUUCCUAUAUAUCCACGAGUUACCAAAACCAUCUUUCACCAAUAAAACGUUGAGGGAGCUGAGGAUAGGCACUUUCGAGAACAUAGAGACAGCUACGGAGGAAACUAGCAUAAUUUUAGCGCUCAAGAAAUUCGUAGAGAGGAGAGUCUCGGCGUUGCCGAUUGUCGACACCGACGGCAAGCUAGUGAACAUUUAUUCGAAGUUUGACGUUAUUAAUUUAGCCGCGGAAAAAACUUACAAUAAUCUAGACGUUUCAUUGCGCGAGGCGAACGAACACCGCAAUGAAUGGUUCGAAGGCGUCCAGAGUUGCAAGCUAGACGAGACACUGUUCGCUAUAAUGGAAAGGAUCGUCAGAGCGGAGGUCCAUAGGCUAGUAGUGAUCGACGAUGAUGACAAAGUGAUCGGUAUAAUAUCCCUCUCUGAUCUGCUCUUCUACCUCGUUCUUAGGCCUUGUGGUGAAGACGGCAGUAGCAAUAAAGGUAGCUCUAUAUCGUUACGGGCACAGGAUCCCACGCUGUCCAAGGCGCCGAGCUCCGCGCAGUCGGAAGCGUCGCUCACCGGCGACGGUGAGACCGAGCAGGACGCCGCGGCGGCGGAGGGCAAUCGGUCCGAGGAGGCGCCCGCGACACCUAGUCCGCCGCUGAGCCCCGCCGCGCUGGAUAUCUCGGAACCUCCGCAGUCGACGUUAGUCAGCCAAAGCACUCAGGAACCAACGUGGCGGGAAGUGACCGUGUCGGGCGGCGAAUGAGAUUCCGCGGCAUUCACGUGCCAGCAGGUGCGCGUUGUCUCACCACUGAAGAAGAGGGACCGGCGGCGCUGUUGCUUCUUCAGCCGCGGUGUGCCGAGUCGCCAACACCAGCGCCUGACAAAUAGAGCAUAACUACCGCGUAUUUCUACACCCUCCCUCCCCCCCACUCACCCCAGUCUCCAUGCCCUGUGCCCUUGUUGUUACAUCGCCCUCGCGCACUCUUUUCCCCGCGAGACUAAGACCGCGGAGUCGAUCGCGCGACCACAAUAGUGGUCGACUACUGACCGUCGUACGAUGAGCGGAGAAGGAGAGAAAGAAACGCGCGCGACGCUGUAUAGUGUAUAAAAUCGUUUAAGCUUAAUUUUUUAUGGUACAAAUGCUACUUCGGCAUAGACGUUCGAGCUUUUCACCAGGGAAACAGUAGUUGCGCUAUUGUUUGCUCAGAAUAACGAUUUCCCCCGCGCCCUUCUACAAUCGAGCACCGGAAAGAGGAAGAAAGAGAGAGAGAGAGAGUGUGUGUAUAUGUGUGUAUAUGUGUGUGUUAGAGAGAGAGAGAGAGAGAGAGAGAGAGAGAGAGAGAGAGAGAGAGAGAGAGAGAGAGAGAGAGAGAGAGAGAGAGAGAGAGAGAGAGAUGGAUGACGACUCUCUCUCUCGUACGGAGCGAGAGUUUCGCACGAGCUCGCUGAAAGAUGCCAAAUCUCGUUGACGUCGCGUCAAGUCCCGUCUUGAUUACGGCAAUCUUGUUUAUACGGAUUACGUUUUGCGGAGAAUCGUAAAUGCUCGGUUCGAGUCUCAAGUAACCGAUUAUAAAUCGUGUCAAGAUUAUUAGGAAAGGAGAAGGAUAAGAAAAAAAACACGACCGUCGGCGGAGCUGUACCGCGCAGCGAGCGUUGCACGAGCGGACUCGCGACUUUGUCGCAAGAGGCCUCUCUCUCGCGUUUCCUCGGGCCGUGGUACACACGCGCCGUCGAUUUGAUUGUCGACCCCCUCUUUUGUAUAUACUCAUUUGUGACAACCCGUUCUUGUGCCGCUAAUUUCUACCGUUAGUGAUUCGUUAGAGAGAGGGAGAGCGAGAAAGAUAUUUAACCGUUAAUUGCCGACGCAUAGUUGCGCACAAUGCGCAGAUCAUUUUAACCGUAUCUCAUACUUGCGAGUAAACACACGGUGCUUUCUUAAGUUCUCAGAAUAUGAUUUCGAUGAAUUAUGUAGAAAAAUGACAGAGCUGUACGUUGUUGCUGUGUAUCAUCGUUGAAACGCAGAGACGGUCUUCGAGAGGACGUCGGUCUCUUUGUGUCCCUUUUUUCUUUUUCGAAGAAUUUCACUUUUACCGAUGUGUUAUCGUCGAGGUCGACGCAAGUUAGCCGGAGGUCGGAACUAUUGUUCCGCGCGAAGGAAGGAAACGACGAAAGAGAGUCUUUUAUCUCCUGUACCGAAGUCGAACGUAUUGUGUCACGUGAAACCUGUUGUGGAAUGUAAACAGCAAAAUAGAGAACUCGAAUAUUGACGGAAUGCAAACGAAAAAGCUGAGAGAUGCGUGUGAGUGAGAUUUUCUUUUCUCCAUUAUAUUCCCUGAGUCGAACCACUGGAAGGAAUUUCGUCGGUACUGUAUAAUAUGGCGGCGCGUCUGUCGACGAACGACAGACCUGAAGAAGCAAACACGACGAAGUGUAGUGCAGAUGUAUGAGGAUGAUACUCGGAUGAUUUAAUGUGAUAUUCGACCAAAUUCGGCGCACUGUGUAAUCGACGAUACGGCUGACAUGUCAUUCGAAUGAUCGCGAGGCAAGGUUUUGUAAUUAGAACGCGAGCAAUUUUGCAUAGGAGGUAUGUCUUUGAUGGUUGAGUUGAGUUGUCGAGGAAACGCGUUCUCCGAUCGAUUGUUUUACCCACCGGCGGUGCGCGAUGUACGCGCGCAUCGUCGGUCUUGCACUUUUUAUCGACGUGUGUCGAGCCGUUGUCUGGUUUUCUUUUUCUUAUAAAAGAACGAAAAGGUGACGAGUCGCGCCGAGCGGCGAACGAAGCUGUGUGUACUACAGAGAUGUAUUGUGUAACUAUUGUACUUGUGUCAUAUCGCGAGGGGAGGAUGCGAAUUGUAAAGGAUGCAGGCAGGAACAUUCGCCGUGGUUUUUAUACGAUGUUGCUUUUUGCAUCAGAAGCGUUUUCGCAGAGAGAGAGAGAGAUAUCUUCUCAGAGGCGUCUCUAGCGGGAAGACAUCGCUGUCAAGUGUCCGCGCCAGGUCGAUCCGGCGGAUUGCAUCGCGACAAUUCGCGGAACGAAAGGACACCUCUCCGAGGGGAUUCCUCGACUCGCGCGCGCGACACAGUUUUUCCGGAGGAACUUCGUUUCGUACAUUCACACGAACUCACACGACCCCACGCUCGACACACAGAGCUUUCGCCCUUUUGCUCUCCUUCGUUUUCCUUUCCUCCUCGUUUGAUGUAGAAAACGCGGGUGAUGGUAGAUUACUCGAUUUUCAAGAGGAUAGUGCCUGUAAAUGUAGUAAAUAUGUAUUCCCUAGAUACCGUUCGACGGAAUACGCGUAAAUAUUCUAUUCGAGAUGUAAGCGCAGUCUCGCGAGACAAGAUACGAAGCCAGACAUUAGUAUUAAAUCGACGACGACGAUCGAGGAGGAGCGUAGGUGGAGAUGGAGAUUUUUGUACAGCCGAGGAAUACUAUUUAAUGUGCCGCUGUAGAGAGAGAGAGAGAGAGAGAGAGAGAGAGAGAGAGAGAGAGAGAGAGAGAGAGAGAGAGAGAGAGAGAGAGAGAGCCGCAGAGCAUCGUUUCGUUUCCUUCUUCCCUUCUGUUUGUCUCUUUCUUUCCUCCUUUAGUACAAAGUGCGAUGCAACCUCGCGCGAAGUUGUCACGCAAGCACCUUCUAUAAUUCUUGAGAACGCUAAAGGAUUACACACACUGUAGCCUAUAACGCGGCAGCGCGUACAACCAAUGCCCUUGGCGCACUUGGCGCCUCGACACGACUUGUUACUUGUUGUUGAGAGCACACAGUAGAGAAGAAGAUAUCGUUGGCGAAAGACACUUGGCUCUUCUUCGUCCGACGCGAAUAACAGGCGACAGGAGAAUUAAACGAUUGAACUCGGUGCGCGCUGCAUCUACGAACCAAGAUACAAGCUAUCGAUGAGAUAUUAAUGAUAAAUAAACUGUACAAUGAAUGAUCAA